This is a messenger RNA of Caenorhabditis elegans, 492 nucleotides long. RefSeq names its product Small ribosomal subunit protein uS19 (gene rps-15). Gene Ontology annotation, molecular function: structural constituent of ribosome; RNA binding. Gene Ontology annotation, biological process: translation. Gene Ontology annotation, cellular component: small ribosomal subunit; ribosome. The record is from RefSeq and is marked reviewed. The transcript has 3 exons. NCBI's taxonomy places the organism in Eukaryota, Metazoa, Nematoda, Chromadorea, Rhabditida, Rhabditidae. The coding region runs from base 9 to 464 and encodes 151 amino acids.
GGUUAAACAUGGCUACUCAAGAUGAUGCCCAUCUCGCUGAGCUGAAGAAGAAGAGAACUUUCCGCAAGUUCAUGUACAGAGGAGUUGACUUGGACCAACUUUUGGACAUGUCCCGUGAACAAUUCACCAAGCUUCUCCCCUGCCGCAUGCGCAGACGUCUCGAUCGCGGACUCAAGAGAAAGCACUUGGCUCUCAUCGCUAAGGUCCAAAAGGCCAAGAAGGCUGCUGGUGUUCUCGAGAAGCCAGCCACCGUUAAGACCCAUCUCCGAGACAUGAUCAUCCUUCCAGAGCUCGUUGGUGGAGUCAUCGGAAUCUACAACGGAAAGGUUUUCAACCAGACCGAAAUCAAGCCAGAGAUGAUCGGAUUCUAUCUCGGAGAGUUCGCUAUCUCCUACAAGCCUGUCAAGCACGGAAGACCAGGUAUUGGAGCUACCCACUCUUCCCGAUUCAUCCCACUCAAGUAAAGUUAUUUGUUGAACAAUAAACUUGUUU